UGCCGGCCGCCGCGGGUGCCGGCGCGAUGACUGUCGGUGGGAGCCCCGGGGCGCUGGGCACGCUCCUGCUGCUGCUCUCCCUAAGUGCCCGCGCCGUGCCCGAGCCCGAGGCGGUGCCCGAGGGAGCCUCCACCCUGGCCUUCGUCUUCGAUGUGACCGGCUCCAUGUACGACGACUUGGUGCAAGUUAUCGAGGGCGCAUCCAAGAUCCUAGAGACAUCGCUGAAGAGACCCAAGCGGCCGCUGUACAACUUCGCGCUGGUGCCGUUCCACGACCCCGAAAUUGGUCCAGUGACAAUAACCACAGAUCCCAAGAAAUUUCAGUUUGAACUUAGGGAACUUUACGUUCAGGGUGGUGGAGAUUGUCCAGAGAUGAGCAUUGGGGCAAUAAAGAUUGCUCUAGAAAUUUCCCUGCCUGGCUCUUUCAUCUAUGUAUUCACUGAUGCCCGAUCCAAGGAUUACAGACUGGCCCAUGAGGUGCUUCAACUCAUCCAACAGAAACAGUCACAGGUGGUAUUUGUGCUGACAGGAGACUGUGAUGACAGGGAUCAUAUUGGUUACAAGGUCUAUGAAGAAAUUGCCUCAACAAGUUCUGGUCAAGUUUUUCACUUGGACAAAAAACAAGUUAAUGAGGUGUUGAAAUGGGUUGAAGAAGCAGUUCAAGCAUCCAAAGUGCAUCUCUUGUCUACAGACCAUCUGUCCAAGGCUGUAAAUACUUGGCAGAUCCCUUUUGAUCCCAGUCUGAAGGAAGUUACAGUGUCCUUGAGUGGUCCUUCACCAGCAAUGGAGAUUCAUAAUCCUCUAGGCAAGAAGCUCAGUAAGGGAUCAGGACUGAAUGAAUUGUUAAAUAUCCACAACUCUGCAAAGGUAGUAAAUGUCAAAGAUCCAGAGCCUGGAACAUGGACAAUUAAGACCUCAAGCAGCGGGAGGCACUCUGUGCGCAUCACGGGGCUCAGCACCAUCGACUUCCGGGCUGGCUUCUCCAGGAAGCCCACCUUAGACUUCAAAAAAACAUCCAGCAGGCCUGUGCAAGGGAUUCCUACCUUCAUGCUGCUGAAUACCACAGGGAUCCUGCUUCCAGCUAGAGUAGACCGACUGGAACUUCUGAGUAUUACAGGGGAACUCCUUAAGACCUUGCCUGUGAAAUACUAUCCUGACAGAAAGCCCUAUGGACUGUGGAAUAUUUCUGACUUCAUUCCACCAGAUGAAGCUUUUUUCGUUAAAAUAACGGGCUAUGACAAGGAUGAUUAUCUUUUUCAGAGAGUUUCAAGUGUUUCAUUUUCUAGUAUUAUUCCUGAUGCCCCCAAAGUUACAAUGCCCAUGAAGACUCCAGGGUAUUAUUUACAGCCAGGCUCUGUUCCUUGCCAUGUUGAAAGCCUUAUACCUUUUACUCAGCGUUUUACUAAAAAUGGAGUAAAACUGGGAGUGGAUCAGUUCUUCAAAGAAUCCUCCAGCAUGAGCUGGGACAUCGCCCAGGUGUCUGUGUCCGACGAGGGCUUUUAUGAGUGCGUGGCCACCAGCACAGCGGGGACAGGACGCGCGCAGACGUUCCUCGAUGUGUCAGAGCCCCCGCCCGUGCUGCAGGUGCCCGCUAACGUGUCGGUGGUGCCCGGGGCCGGGGCGGUGCUGAGCUGCCUGGUGCUGAGCGCGGGGCGCUACAACCUGACGUGGCAGCGGCACGGGCGCGACGCGCGCCUGCAGGACCCGCUGCGCCUGCGGAUCCUGGCCAACCUGUCCCUGGAGGUGAGGCCAGCCCGGCUGUCGGACACGGGCAGCUACAGCUGCACCGCUGCCAACGAGGGCGGAUCUGCCACGGCGUCUGUCUUCCUCACCGUGCAAGAACCUCCAAGGCUUGUAAUUUCACCCAAGAACCAGACUUUUAAAGAAGGCUCUGAAGUGUCCAUCAGGUGUUCUGCCACAGGUUACCCAAAGCCAACAAUUGUGUGGACACUCAAUGAUAUGUUUAUCGUUGGCUCCAGCAGGUACAGAAUGACCCCAGAAGGCACCUUAAUCAUAAGAAAGGCAAUUCCCAGAGAUGCAGGAAUUUAUGGUUGUUUGGCAAGUAACUCAGCUGGCACAGAGAAAGAGACAUCCACCCUCAUGUACAUCGAGGACCCAACAUUGACUGUAGUUCAGAGUGAAAUUCUGGUUGGUCUUGGAGACACGACUGUUAUGGAGUGUAAAACAACUGGAAUCCCACCCCCGCAAGUGAAAUGGUUUAAAGGUGACUUAGAGUUGAGGCCAUCAGCAUUUCUUGUUAUUGAUGUUCACCGGGGUCUUUUGAAGAUCCAGGAAACACAAGAGCUGGAUGCUGGUGACUACACGUGCGUGGCCACCAACGAGGCAGGCAGGGCUGCUGGCAAGAUAACUCUGGAUGUUGGCUCUCCCCCCGUUUUCACACAGGAGCCAGGUGAUGAAUCUGCGGAUCUGGGCUCCAACGUGACCCUUCCCUGCUACGUGCAGGGCUACCCUGAGCCCAGGCUCACGUGGAGGAGGCUGGAUGGGGCUCCCCUCUUCUCCCGGCCCUUCGCACCCAGCUCCAGCAGCCAGCUCAGGACAGGCGCUCUGGCCAUCCAGAAUCUGUGGGUCAGUGAUGAAGGGACUUAUGUCUGUGAAGCUGAGAACCAGUUUGGAAGGAUUCAGUCCCGGCCAGCCACGGUCACAGUGACAGGAUUGGUCACUCCUCGGAUUGGAGCAAGCCCUGCCACAGCCAAUGUCAUUGAGGGCCAGCAGCUCACUUUGCCUUGUGUUCUGCUUGCUGGGAACCCCAUUCCAGACAGGAGGUGGAUUAAAAACAAUGUGGUGCUGGUUCCCAAUCCGUACGUGAGCGUGCGCAGCGACGGGAGCCUGCACCUGGAGCGGGUUCGGCUGCAGGACAGCGGGGAUUACACCUGCAUGGCCAGCAGCGUGGCGGGCUCCAGCAACAGCACCACCACUGUCCACGUCUUCGUCCUACCUGUCAUUCAUCAUGGACAGCAGAUAUUCAGCACCAUUGAAGGAAUCCCAGUGACACUACCCUGCAAAGCGAGUGGAGUUCCCAAGCCAUCCAUUGUUUGGUCCAAGAAAGGAGAGGUAAUCCUUCCCAGCAACAUGAGGUUCUCAGCAGGGUCAGAUGGAAGCCUGUAUGUGGUGUCCCCAGGGGGAGAAGAGAGCGGGGAAUACGUGUGCACUGCCACCAAUGCUGCAGGCUAUGCCACCAGGAAGGUGCAGCUGACUGUCUAUGUGAAACCUAGAGUGUCCAGGCCUGGAGACCAGCAAGAUGAUAAGCCCAUAGAGGUCUCAGUAAUUGCAGGGGAAGAUGUCACACUUCCAUGUGAAGUGAGGAGCUUGCCACCCCCCAUAAUUACCUGGGCCAAAGACAUGCAGCUGGUAUCUCCAUUCUCUCCAAGACACACUUUGCUCCCCUCAGGGUCAAUGAAGAUCAGCGAGACCCAAGUCUCAGACAGUGGAAUGUAUAUCUGUGUUGCCACAAACAUUGCUGGGAACGUGACUCAGUCAGUGAAGCUUAGUGUACAUGUUCCUCCAAGGAUCCAGCGUGGGCCUCGAGUCCUGAAAGCGCAGGCUGGGCAGCGAGUGGAGCUUCCCUGCAGUGCCCAGGGCAUCCCUGCCCCGGCAGUCUUUUGGUUCCGAGGCACAAGUGCCGUGCCUGCAGAUGGGGAGAGGUUCCUGCAGAGCCCCAGUGGAGCUCUGGGCAUCAGCAGCAUCCAGCUCCCUGAUGCUGGCAUCUACACCUGUGUGGCCACCAACAGUGCUGGCAGUGACACGGCAGAGGUCACAGUGCAAGUGCAAGAGCCUCCCACUAUCGAGGACCUGGACCCUCCAUUCAACAGCCCCUUCCAAGAAAGAGUGGCCAACCAGCGCAUUGCGUUCCCGUGCCCUGCAAAGGGUAUUCCCAAGCCUGCCGUAAAAUGGCUGCGGAACGGGCGGGAGCUGACCGGGGCUGAGCCGGGGCUCUCGGUGCUGGAGGAUGGGACCCUGCUGGUCAUAGCUGCCCUCACACCCUCGGACAGUGGGGACUAUGUCUGUGUGGCAACCAAUGAGGCUGGGAGCACACAGAGGAGAUACAGCCUCAAAGUCCAUGUUCCUCCUGAAAUUAGAGAUCAAGAUAAGGUGACAAAUACAUCCGUGGUUGUUCAUCAUCCUGCAAGUCUAUUCUGUGAAGUAACUGGUAACCCUGUUCCAGUCAUCUCCUGGUAUAAGGAUGAUAUCCAGGUUGUGGAAAACAGUGCUCUCCAGAUUUUGCACAGUGGGAAGAUACUGAAGCUCCUGAAAACUGCUACUGACGACGCAGGACAGUAUUCAUGCAAAGCCAUAAAUGUAGCAGGAAGUUCUGAGAAGCUGUUUAACCUGCAUAUACUUGUUCCACCGAGCGUAAUAGGUGCUGAUACACCUGGUGAAGUGGCAGUCAUCCUCAACCAGGAGAUCCGUCUGGAAUGCAGAGCCAAAGGCUUCCCUGUUCCUGACAUUCACUGGUUCAAGGAUGGCAAGCCCUUGUUUUUGGGUGAUCCCAAUGUUGAGCUCCUGGACAGGGACCAAGUUCUCCACAUCAAGGGUGCUCGCAGGGUUGACAAGGGUCGUUACCAGUGCAGUGCCACCAACACUGCUGGCAAACAAGUGAAGGAGGUCAGGCUCGUUGUCCAUGUUCCCCCUAGCAUUAAGGGAGGAAACAUUACCACAGAGGUAUCAGUGCUCCUCAACAACCUGAUAAAUCUGGAAUGUGAAACCAAGGGAAUCCCUGUGCCUACCAUCAGCUGGUACAAGGAUGGGCAGCGUGUGAUCUCUAGCCCCCAGGCUCUGUACAUGGACAGAGGGCAGUUCCUGCAGAUCCCACGGGCGCAGGUGUCAGACUCUGGCCAGUACUCGUGUCGUGUGAGCAGCACUGCGGGGGCUGCGGAGAAGCUCUUCCACGUGGAUGUCUAUGUUCCUCCAGUAAUUGAGGGUGAUGCUGACACAGCCCACAGCAGGCAGGUGGUUGCUGGGAAUUCCCUGAUGUUGGAGUGUAAGGCUGCUGGAAACCCUCCCCCUCUCCUGACCUGGCUGAAAGAUAGGGUUCCAGUGAAAGCAAGUGACAAGCUCCGUGUCCUGGCUGGGGGGAAGCAGCUGGAGAUCCUGAACGCUGUGGAGGCCGACCAGGGCCAGUACUGGUGUGUGGCCACAAGUGUAGCUGGAGAACAAGAAAUCAAGUAUGACGUUGAAAUCUUAGUGCCGCCAUUUGUGGAAGGUGGAGAUGAGCUCUCAGACUACAUUGUGAUACUCCAUAGCCCUUUGGAACUGGAUUGCUCAGCAAGAGGGACACCCUCACCAACUAUCACGUGGUUCAAAGAUGGUCAACCAGUUGGAGAGGAGGCUGGACACAAAGUCUUAUUAAAUGGACAGAAACUUGUCAUCUCUCAAGCUCAAGUGUCAGACAGUGGCCACUAUAAAUGCGUGGCUGCAAACAAGGCGGGAGAACAUGAAAAGGAAUUUGAUGUUACAGUGCAUGUUCCUCCAACCAUUAAAUCAGCUGAGCCUUCUGAGAGAGCAGUUGUGCUCUACAAACCUGUGACACUGCAGUGCAUAGCCAGUGGCAUCCCCAGCCCUUCCAUAACCUGGUUAAAAGAUGGACAGCCAGUAAACACAGCCAGAGGAAAUAUCAGACUGGAGGCCUCGGGCCGUGUCCUGCAGCUUGGCAAGGCCCUGCCUGGAGAUGCCGCCCGCUACACCUGCGUGGCCACCAAUGCUGCCGGGGAGGCACAGCAACACACCCGGCUCCACGUACACGAACCACCCAGUCUGGAAGAUGCAGGAAAAAUAUUAAAUGAAACAGUGGUGGUGAAUAAUCCAAUCCAUCUUGAAUGCAAAGCAUCUGGGAACCCUCUGCCAGCUGUGUCAUGGUCCAAGGACGGGCGUGCCCUGGCUGGCAGGGGACAGGUGCUGCACAUCGAGGGCGCGCAGGUGGCUGACUCUGGCCUCUACAGGUGCCUGGCUGCCAAUGUUGCGGGCACAGCCGAGCUGCUCUACAGCCUCCAGGUGCAUGUCCCUCCAUCCAUCUCUGGCAGCAGUGACAUGGUGACAGUAGUGGUCAAUAAUCCAGUGAGACUGGAGUGUGAAGCUAGAGGCAUCCCUGCCCCUAUCCUGACGUGGCUGAAGGAUGGGAGCCCUGUGUCCAGCAUCAGCAAUGGACUCCAGGUGCUGUCAGGGGGCCGGGUGCUGGCACUGCCCAGUGCCCAGCUCAGUGACACGGGGACAUACGUGUGUGUGGCAGUCAAUGCUGCGGGGGAGAGCCAGAGGGACAUCGACCUACGCGUUUAUGUGCCCCCUGACAUCGCGGGCGAGGAGCAGAACGUGUCGGUGCUGCUGGGCCAGGCCCUGGAGCUGCGGUGCCGCAGCAGCGCCGUGCCCCCGCCCCGCCUCGCCUGGCUCAGGGAUGGGCGGCCCCUGCUGCAGAAGCCAGGCCUGAGCAUCUCUGGAGAUGGGAGCGUGCUGAAGAUUGAAGGAGCUCAAGUGCAGGACACCGGGCGCUACACUUGUGAAGCGACAAAUGUUGCUGGGAAAACUGAGAAGAACUAUAAUGUCAAUAUUUGGGUGUCACCAAGUAUUUCUGGCUUGGAUGAUGGCUCUCAGCUGACAGUCACUGAAGGGAGCUUGAUUAGCCUGAUCUGUGAGUCCAGUGGCAUCCCACCACCCAGUCUCACCUGGAAAAAGAAUGGUUCUCCUGUGGUGCCGGAGCCAUCGGGAAGGGUGCGGGUGCUGUCUGGGGGCAGACAGCUCCAGGUUGCAGUUGCUGACAGGUCUGAUGCUGCAUCUUACACCUGUAUUGCUUCAAACGUGGCUGGGAGUGCCACCAAAGAGUACAGCCUGCAAGUGUACACUCGACCAACUAUAUCCAACAGUGGUCCCCACCCGUCAGAGGUCGUUGUCACGCAGGGAAGCGAUAUAUCCCUGGAGUGCGAGGCUCAGGGCAUUCCUGAGCCAGCAGUGAUGUGGCUGAAGGAUGGGAGGGCACUGGGCAGUGGCAGGGAUGUGGCAGUGCUGGCUGGAGGCCGUGUCCUGAGGCUGCAGCGUGCCCAGGUGUCCGACACCGGCCGCUAUGUCUGCGUGGCCACCAACGCCGCCGGGCUGGCCGACAGGAAAUACGACCUCAGCGUCCACGUUCCCCCAAGUAUUGGUGGUUUCUGGCAUCUACCUGAAAACAUCAGCACUGUGGAGAAGAAUCCCAUCUCCCUGGUUUGUGAAGCCUCAGGAAUCCCCUUGCCAGCAAUAACGUGGCUCAAGAAUGGGUUGCCUAUCACCUUGAACAGCUCAGUGCGAAUCCUCUCAGGGGGCCGGACACUGCGGCUCAGCCCCGUGGCCGUGGCAGACGAGGGACAUUACACCUGUGUGGUGACCAACGCUGCAGGGGAGGCCAGGAAGGACUUCUACCUGUCUGUCCUGGUGCCUCCAGGGAUUGUGGGGGAAAAUGCACUGGAGGAUGUGAAAGUGAAAGAGAAGCAUGGAGUUACCCUGGUGUGUGAGGUGACAGGGAACCCCAUGCCUCAGGUGACAUGGCUGAAGGAUGGGCAGGCUCUGGUGGAGGCUGGGGAUCCCAGGAUCGUGUCCAGUGGGCAAUCCCUGCACAUCUCCGAGGCGCAACUGCUGGACACGGGCCGGUACACGUGUCUGGCAUCCAACACUGCUGGGGACAGGAGCAAAACCUACAGCCUCAAUGUUCUAGUGGCUCCAAGCAUUGUGGGAGCAAACAGCCGAGGGAAUACAGAGGAUGUCACCGUUAUCCUCAACAACCCCACCUCACUGGUGUGUGAAGCUUAUUCCUACCCUCCAGCCACCAUCACCUGGCUGAAAGAUGGGAAACCCUUAGAGUCCAGCAGGAACAUCCGCGUUCUGCCAGGUGGGCGGACCCUGCAGAUCCUGAAUGCCCAGCAGGACAGCGCUGGAAGAUACACCUGCAUAGCCACAAAUGAGGCUGGAGAGACACUGAGGCACUAUGAAGUGAAAGUCUACAUUCCACCCACCAUUGCCAAAGGGGAUAUCUCAGGGACAGGGCUGUCCCCCAAGGAGGUGAAGAUCAAAGUGAACCACAGCCUGACCCUGGAGUGUGAAGCUCAUGCUAUUCCUGCUGCUGCCAUCAGCUGGUACAAGGAUGGACAGCCACUGCAGGCAGACGAGCAUGUCCUGAUCCAGGGCAGUGGCCACACCCUGCACAUUAAGGAGGCCCAGGUGUCAGACACGGGGCGCUACACUUGUCUGGCCUCCAACAUUGCUGGGGAGGAUGAGCUGGAAUUUGAUGUAAAUAUACAAGUUCCUCCUAGCUUCCAAAAACCUUACAGGGAAUGGGAAGCUGGGAACAUGGUAGAUGCAGAAAGAGGUGGAGAAAGCAGAGAUGUGAUUGUGAACAAUCCCCUGUCACUGUACUGUGAGACCAAUGCUGUGCCUCCCCCUGUGCUCACGUGGUUUAAGGAUGGGCAUCCCCUGAGCUCCAGUGACAGAGUGCUCAUCCUGCCAGGAGGCCGGGUGCUGCAGAUCGCGCGGGCCCGCGAGGGGGAUGCCGGCAGAUAUGCGUGUGUGGCGGUCAACGAGGCGGGGCAGGACUCCAUCCACUACGAUGUCCGAGUGCUCUCUCCCCCAUCCAUCAGUGGGGCUGAUGGGGACCUGCCAGAGGAGGUGACUGUGCUGGUGAGCAAGGAGGCAGCCAUGGACUGCAUUCCCAGUGGGAGCCCUUCCCCAAGGAUCACCUGGCAGAAGGAUGGCCAGCUCCUGGCAGAGGAUGACAAACACACAUUUCUGUCCAAUGGAAGGAGGUUACAGAUUUUGAAUUCCCAAAUAACAGAUACUGGCAGGUAUGUCUGCAUUGCAGAAAACAUAGCUGGAAGUGCCAAGAAGUAUUUUAACCUCAAUGUUCACAUUUCUCCAAGUGUUGUUGGGACUAACUCUGAGAAUCUGACCGUGGUGGUGAAUAAUUUAAUCUCUCUGACUUGUGAGGUCACAGGCUUUCCACCUCCUGAUCUCAGCUGGCUCAAGAAUGGAAAACCUAUCAGUUCAAAUUCCAACACUUUCAUUGUGCCUGGUGCUCGGAUGCUGCAGAUUCCCCGAGCCAAGCUGUCAGAUGGUGGAGAAUAUACUUGUACUGCCAGGAACCAAGCUGGGGAAAGUCAGAAGAAGAGCUUCCUAACUGUCCUUGUGCCCCCGAGCAUCAAGGCGCAGGGGGGAGCAUCAGUGACAGCGCUGAAUGUGCGAGUGGGGACCCCGGUGAGCCUGGACUGCGAGUCCAACGCCAUCCCAGCCCCCGUCAUCACCUGGUACAAGAACGGCCGCGUCAUUCCCGACUCUGCCGCCGUCGAGGUCCUGGCUGAUGGGCAGACCCUGCGGAUUAAGGCUGCAGAGGUUUCUGACACGGGACAGUAUGUGUGCAAAGCCAUAAAUAUUGCAGGACGAGAUGAUAAAAAUUUCUAUCUCAACGUUUAUGUGCCUCCAAGUAUAGAAGGCCCUGAGCAAGAGCUGAUCAGUGAAUCCAUCAGUAAUCCUGUCACUUUUGUGUGUGAUGCUACUGGAAUUCCUCCACCCACAUUAAUGUGGCUUAAGAAUGGAAAACCAAUAGAAAACUUGGAUUCUCUUGAAGUUCAUAUUUUAUCUGGUGGAAGCAAGCUUCAGAUUGCUCGCUCUCAGCUCCUGGACAGUGGCACCUACACAUGUAUUGCCUCCAAUCCAGAGGGGAAAGCUCAGAAAACCUAUGUGCUUUCCAUCCAAGUUCCUCCCAGCAUUGCUGGCUCUGAGAUGCCGAGUGAGGUCAGUGUCCUCCUGGGAGAGAGUGUCCAGCUGCUCUGCAAUGCCACUGGAGUGCCCACCCCGGAUGUGCAGUGGCUGAAGGAUGGAAAAACAAUUGCCAGCGAUGAGUUACAAAGGAUAAGAGUUACUUCAGAUGGCAGCACAUUAAACAUCUCCAGAGCUCUCACCUCAGACACAGGAAAAUAUACUUGUGUGGCUACUAACCCUGCAGGAGAGGAAGACAGGAUUUUCAACCUGAAUGUAUAUGUUCCUCCAACGAUAGCCAAUAGUAAAGAUGAAGCAGAGGAGCUCACUGCCCUUUUGGACACCUCCCUAAAUAUUGAAUGUGCUGCUGCUGGGACCCCCCCACCACAGCUCCACUGGCUGAAGAAUGGCCUUCCUCUGUCCGUCUCCUCCCAGAUCAAGCUCCUCUCAGCUGGGCAGAUCCUCAGACUUGCCCGAGUGCAGAUAUCUGAUACUGGAGUGUACACUUGUGUAGCAUCUAACAGAGCUGGAGUGCACAACAAACAUUUCAACCUGCAAGUUUUGGUGCCGCCCAGCCUGGACAAUGCAGGGGGCACGGAGGAGGUGCUGGUGCUGCGAGGUGGUGCGGCCGCCCUGGGCUGUGUGAGCAAUGGCUCUCCUGUCCCCACCGUGUCGUGGCUCAAGGAUGGCCUGGCCCUGCCCGUCGGGGCUGGCCUGAGCUCCAGCAGGAGCGGGAUGGUGCUGCAGGUGCUGAGGGCAGAGCCUGCAGACACGGGCACAUACACCUGCGUGGCCUCCAACGCCGCUGGGCAGAGCAGCAAGCACUUCGACCUGAAGGUGCUGGAGCCACCUCAUAUCAAUGGUUCAGAUGAACCAGAAGAGCUCUCUGUUAUUGUUAACAACCCACUUGAGCUUCUCUGCAUCUCCUCUGGCAUCCCAAUACCCAAAAUCUCAUGGAUGAAGGAUGGGCGCCCACUGCUGCAGACUGACAAUAUUCACAUACUGAGAGAAGCCAUCCGAAUAACCAGUGCUCAGGUGGAGGACACAGGAAGAUACACAUGUUUAGCAUCUAGCCCAGCAGGAGAUGAUGACAAGGAAUAUUUAGUACGAGUGCACGUCCCCCCCAACAUCGCUGGCACGGCGGGGCCGCAGGAGCUGGCGGUGCUGCAGAACAGCCAGGUUAUUCUGGAGUGCAGGUCGGACGCUGUGCCUCCUCCCACCAUCUCGUGGCUGAAGAACGGAGAGCUGCUGGAGGGAGGCCCCCGGCUGCGGAUCCUGUCCAACGGGAGGUACCUGCAGAUCAACAACGCCGAGCUGGGGGACAGCGCCAGAUACACCUGUGUGGCCAGGAACGUGGCGGGGGAAACCACCAGGGAGUUCCUGCUGGCAGUGCACGUGGCUCCCACGAUCCAGAGCAGCCCCCAGACUGCCAGGGUGCACAUCAACACCUCUGCCCUGCUGGAGUGUGCUGCAGAAGGAGUCCCAGCCCCCAGGAUCACCUGGAGGAAGGAUGGAGCUGUUUUUACUGGAAACAGUUCCAGGUAUUUGGUGCUGGAGGACGGGUCCCUGCACAUCCCCUGGGCACAGGUGGCUGACACGGGCAGAUACGUGUGCAUGGCCACCAACGCCGCGGGCAGCGAGCGCCGGCGCGUCGACCUGCACGUCCUCGUUCCUCCGUCUAUUGCUCCUGGGCAGACAAAUAUCACAGUUACCGUAAACGUGCAAACCACUCUGCCUUGUGAAGCCACUGGAAUUCCCAAACCAGCAAUUAGCUGGAAAAAGAAUGGGCAUCUGCUUAGUGUUGACCAGAACCAGAAUACAUACAGACUUCUGUCUUCAGGUUCCUUAGUAAUCAUUUCUCCCACUGUGGAUGACACUGCUGUCUAUGAGUGCUCUGUGUCAAAUGAUGCAGGAGAAGAUCAAAGGGCAAUUGAUCUCACUGUUCAAGUGCCCCCAUCCAUAGCAGAUGAAGCCACAGAGCUCCUGGUAACAAAGCUGUCUCCAGUCGUGGUUUCCUGCACUGCCUCCGGUGUUCCCGUCCCCUCAGUUCAUUGGACCAAAAAUGGCAUCAAGUUGCUUCCCAGAGGAGAUGGCUACAGAAUUCUCUCUUCAGGAGCUGUGGAGAUCCCCUCAGCCCAGCUGGCCCAUGGGGGCAGGUACACCUGCGUGGCCCGGAACGCUGCAGGCUCUGCCCACAGGCACAUCACUCUGCACGUGCAGGAGCCACCUGUGAUCCAGGCCCAGCCAGGGGCAUUGGAUGUCAUCGUGAACAAUCCCAUUGUGCUGCCCUGUGAGACCACGGGCACUCCUCAGCCUGUGAUCACAUGGCAGAAGGAAGGCAUCAACAUCAUCACCACAGGGAACAGUUACAUGAUCCAGCCAAGUGGCAAUUUGCAGAUUGCCAGAGCAGCUGUGGAAGAUGCUGGCACUUACAUGUGUGUUGCUCAGAAUCCAGCUGGCACUGCUCUGGGGAAGAUCAAGCUGAAAGUUCAAGUUCCUCCUGUAAUCAAGUCCCACACAGAGGAAUAUGUUGUUGCUGUUGAUCAGUCUGUCACUCUGCAGUGUGAGGCUGAAGGCUACCCUGGGCCAGAGAUCAGCUGGCAUAAGGAUGGGCAGCAGAUAACAGAGUCGAUGCAAAGGAGAAUCCUGAGCACAGGAGCUCUGCAGAUCCUGUUUGUGCAGCCCGAGGACAGCGGCCGCUACACCUGCACGGUGGCAAAUCCUGCAGGAUCCAGCACCUCCAGCAUGGAGCUCACUGUGCACGUUCCACCCAGGAUCCGCAGCACGGAUACGCAGUACACGGUCACGGAGAGCUCCCAGGCUAUUCUGUCCUGUGCAGCUGAGGGGAUCCCAACACCAGCAAUCAACUGGAGGAAGGACAACACACUGUUAAGAGACACAGUGGGAAAAUACCAGACUGUGCCUGGUGGAGACCUCAUUUUGGACAAUGUUGUACCUGAGGACUCUGGCAGUUACACCUGCAUUGCCACCAACGCUGCUGGGGAGGACACGCACACGGUCACCCUGACAGUUCACGUGCUCCCAGCUUUCACUGAGCUGCCUGGAGAUGUAGCCUUGACCAAAGGAGAACAGCUCCACUUAACCUGCAAAGCAACUGGGAUACCUGUCCCCAGAAUAAUGUGGACCUUUAACAAUAACAUCAUUCCAGCGCAGUAUGAUGAUGUCAAUGGGCACAGUGAGCUGCUGAUCGAGAGGGUGUCCAAGGAGGACUCUGGGACCUAUGUGUGCUCUGCAGAGAACAUAGUGGGCUCCAUCAAGGCCAUUGGCUUCGUGUAUGUCAAAGAGCCUCCAGUUUUCAAAGGGGAUUAUCACUCCAGCCGAAUUGAGCCCUUGGGUGGCAAUGCCAUGUUGAAUUGUGAAGUCAGGGGAGAUCCCCCUCCAACCAUCCAGUGGAGCAGAAAAGGAGUGGGAGUUCAGAUUAGCAACAGGAUCCGACAGCUUGUCAAUGGUUCCCUUGCUAUCUAUGGCACUGUGAAUGAAGAUGCUGGUGACUACAAGUGUGUGGCAACCAAUGACGUGGGCGUGGUGGAGCGCAGCCUGACACUGACCCUGCAGAGCCCCCCGGUGAUCACUGUUGAGCCGGUGGGCACCGUGCUGGAAGCUGGUGCCACGGCAGUGCUGGACUGCCAGGCCAGCGGAGAGCCCCCUCCUGCCAUCGCCUGGUCCCGCCAGGGCCAGCCUGUGCUGGCCGAUGACAGAGUGACCCUGCUGCCCAACGGCUCCCUGCGCAUCGCCCCGCUGCACAGGGAGGACACCUCUGAGUACGAGUGCGUAGCCAGGAAUCUCCUGGGGUCCGUCCUCGUCACAGUGCCCCUGACUGUGCAGGUGCACGGCGGGUUCUCCAGCUGGCUGGAAUGGCAGGCAUGCAGUGUCACCUGUGGCCAGGGUGUGCAGGAGCGUGUCCGGCAGUGCGACAGCCCCGUGCCGGCCAACGGGGGCCGCGGCUGCCGGGGGCCCCACAGCGAGCUGCGCAGCUGCCAGCGCCAGCCCUGCCCAGUGGAUGGGAGCUGGUCAGAGUGGGGGCUGUGGGAAGAAUGUUCAAGGAGCUGUGGCCAAGGGAACAGGACAAGAAGCAGGACCUGCAGUAACCCCCCAGCUCAGCAUGGAGGGAAGCCCUGUGAGGGCAGUGCUCUGGAGUCAGUCAUGUGCAAUCUUAGGCCUUGUCCAGUGGCCGGCGAGUGGAGCCCGUGGGGGCCGUGGGGGCCGUGCAGCAGCACGUGUGGGAAGGGCAGCCAGACGCGGCUGCGGCUCUGCUCCAGCCCGGCCCCGGCGCACGGCGGGCCCCGCUGCCAGGGCCCCGACUCGCAGCUGCAGCUCUGCUACCGCCGCCGCUGCCCAGUGGACGGGAAGUGGUCCCCGUGGAGCAGCUGGAGUGCCUGCAGCAUGUCCUGCGGGGGAGGCAGCAGGCAGAGGACACGCCACUGCUCCGACCCAGCCCCACAGUUCGGGGGACACAAGUGUGAGGGAACUGACACACAAAUGGAUUUCUGCAACAGUGAUCCUUGCCCAGUUCAUGGCAACUGGGGCCCGUGGAGCAGUUGGGGAACUUGCAGUCGGACAUGCAACGGGGGCCAGAUGAGGCGGCACCGGAGCUGUGACAACCCGCGCCCGGCCAGCGGUGGCAGGGCUUGUGCUGGGACUGAUGUGCAGAUCCAGAGGUGCAGCACGGACCUGUGCCCAGUGGAUGGAAACUGGGGGCAGUGGCAAUCAUGGAACCAGUGCUCUGCUUCCUGUGGAGGAGGACAGCAGACCCGGGUGCGCCUGUGCAGCAGCCCAGCCCCAUUAAAUGGUGGCCGUCCUUGCCCUGGGGACUCCUCCCAGAUAUCCAGGUGCAACACCCAAGCAUGUCCUGGUGGGCCUGCUCGUGCCAAGGGCAGCAUCAUUGGCAGUAUCAAUGAUGUGGAAUUUGGGAUUGCUUUCCUGAACGCCACAGUAACAGACAGCCCGGACUUUGACACCAGAGUGAUACAGGCAAAGAUCACCAACGUCCCUCGGACUCUUGGCCCAGCGAUGAGAAAGCUUGUUUCCAUACUCAGCCCAGUUUAUUGGACAACUGCCAAAGAAAUUGGGGAAGCAAUGAAUGGAUUUACACUCACUGAUGCUGUCUUCAAGAGAGAAACUCAAGUGGAGUUUGCAACUGGUGAGAUCCUGCGCAUGACGCACGUUGCCCGGGGCGUGGACGCGGACGGGGCCCUGCUGCUGGAUGUUGUUGUGAGUGGCCACAUGCUGCAGCUCCAGUCGGUGGCUGAUGUCAGUGUCAAGGAUUACACAGAGGAUUACAUCCAGACGGGCCCUGGGCAGCUGCACGCACACUCCACGCGCCUCUUCACAGCAGACGGGGUCAGCGUUCCCUACACGUGGAACCACACCAUCACCUACGACUCCAGCAGGGGCAGGAUGCCCUUCCUGGUGCAAACACUGCGCGCUGCCUCCAUCACAACGGACUACAACCCGCUGGAGGAGGCCGUGGCUUUCAAAAUUCAGGCUUCCAUUGCAAAAGGGGAUCGGAGUAACCAGUGCCCUGCAGGGUUUGCUCUGGAUUCGUCUGGGCCUUAUUGCUCAGAUGAAGAUGAAUGUGCUGUGGGAAAUCCUUGUUCCCACACCUGUCACAAUGCUGUGGGAUCCUACUAUUGCUCCUGUCCCAAAGGCCUCACCAUCUCUGCUGAUGGCAGAACAUGUCAGGACAUCGAUGAGUGUGCCCUGGGGGGGCACAGCUGCCCCCUGGGGCAGGACUGCGAGAACCUGCCCGGCUCCUUCCGCUGCGUGCUGCGCUGUGGCAGCGGCUUCCGCAGGACGCCCGACGGCUUCAGCUGCCAAGACAUCAAUGAGUGUCAAGAGUCCAACUCCUGCCAUCAGCGUUGCUUCAACACCAUAGGAAGUUUCCAUUGUGGCUGUGACCCAGGAUUCCAGCUGAAGGGCAGAAAAUGUGUGGAUGUCAAUGAGUGCAGGCAGAAUGUGUGCAGGCCUGAUCAGCUCUGCAAGAACACCCGUGGUGGCUAUAAGUGCAUUGAUCUGUGUCCCAGUGGAAUGACCAAAGCAGAGAACGGGACUUGCAUUGAUGUUGACGAGUGCCGGUCGGGGUCGCACCAGUGCCGCUACAACCAGCUGUGUGAGAACACGCGCGGCAGCUACCGCUGCGUGUGCCCGCGAGGAUUCCGCGCCCAGGGCACGGCCAGGCCCUGCGUGGACAUUAAUGAAUGUGAACAAGUGCCUAAACCCUGUGCACUUCACUGCACCAACACCCCCGGCAGCUUCAAGUGUUUCUGUCCACCUGGGCAACAGUUACUGGGUGAUGGGAAAUCUUGCGCCGGAUUGGAGAGGGUGCCAAAUUCGGGUGCCUAUUACAGUAGCUAUAACUAUGCUCAAUUCUCCCCUGGGAGAGACAACCAGCAACUGCAGCACUAUUACAGGCACUCCUCAAAUCUCUACAGCUCCUUCUCAGAGUAUAGGAACAGCAGAAUACCUUUCUCCAGGACUAGAAGGAACCUUAGAGAAACUUGUCCUGAAGGCUAUGAGGCAAGAAAUGCCAGAUGUGUAGAUAUCGAUGAGUGUGAGAGCAGAGACACAUGUCAGCACGAGUGCAGGAACAGCCUGGGCAGCUUCCAGUGUGCCUGUCCCGUGGGAUACCGCCUGAUGGCCAACGGCAAAACCUGCCAAGAUAUUGAUGAGUGUCUUGAAGAGAACAUAAAUUGUGGAUCAAAUCAGAUGUGUUUCAACAUGAGAGGAAGCUACCAGUGCAUAGACACUCCUUGUCCACCCAACUACCAGCGAGAGCCACAUUCUGGAUUCUGUCUCAAAAGCUGCCCUGCCAACGACCUGGAGUGUGACCUGAGCACCUACGCCCUGGAGUACAAGCUGCUGUCGCUGCCCUUCGGCAUUGCUGCGGGGCAGGAUCUGAUCCGGCUGGUGGCCUACACUCACGACCAGGUCAUGCACCCCAGGACCACCUUCCUGAUGGCAGAUGAUGACCCCUCUGUGCCGUUUGCCCUGAGGGAUGAGAACUGGAAGGGGGUGGUGUUCACCACGAGGGCGCUGCGGGAGCCCCGGACGUACCGCAUGGGCGUGCGGGCCCUGUCCUACAGCGCCGACGGCAGCGUCGAGUACCGCACCACCUUCAUCGUCUACAUCGCCGUGUCCGCCUUCCCCUACUGAGCAGCCAGCUCCCAGCUCAGCCUCAGUCCCCAGGGCCAGGGUGCUACUGCUCCAGCCUGACUCUGCUGCCUGCCCUGCAUGGGGAACCACUGCACUUCUAAGGGUGCUAUGCUCUCUUCUCCUCCCCUGCUUCCCGGAGGCUGCCUCUCCACUUCCGUUGAUCCAACUCAAGAGGAAGAUCCAUGGCUUUGAGGACCUGUUACCACUUGUUUUAUUUAUUACACUGGAAUAGUCAUUUUCCACAGUAUGUUCUGAAAACCAGCAGAGAAACCCAUGUAAUCUAAGCAGUAAGUAAGGAGCAGCCUCCACUGAAAGUAACUGAAGAAAGUAAACCCAGAAUUUCAAGUGGUCUACAUAUUUUAAAGGUUGCUAAGUGGUUUAAAUUCUAUAUCUAUUAGAUUUUUUUCUUAUCAAUUACCCAAUAGAAUUAGGGCUGUGCUAUACUAUGUUGUGUGCUGGAACCCACCAAAUGCCACAGUGCCUAAGGGUUGCAAACGCUGAAACAAAUGACAUUAAAGUUUGUUUGCAGCUAACAAAUCUACAGAAGAAUUUGGAACUGGUACCUUUGGUUUCCAUGCAAGUGUAGAGAUGUUGCUAUUUUUUGGAAGGAAAAACCAAAAUGGUUCCUUCUACUUUAUAGAGCAGGUAUUUUAUAACUUGUUUUUACUCUACCAUUCUGGUAUAGGCAUUUAUUUAACCCAAACCCAUAUCCGCUGCCAUACUCCCAGCUCAGUAAGUGGUCUGGGGUUUUACGCACAUGGAACAUUUUUCUCCAAAGGUGAUGUAAGUUUGGUUCAAUAAUGUCAAUACACUGUACACAAGUAAUUUUGCCAAGAUGUAUUCUAUUUUUAUGGACGUGUAUAUAUGUGGUUUUUCCUAUGUGUAUUUUCUAUGCAGUAUCUCAAGAGUGUUUUACAAUUAAGUUUGCAUAAAAGGACAAUGUCAGUACAAUGAAAAUAAUCAAAAUAAAGGUUCCCAUCACCUUUGA
Messenger RNA from Catharus ustulatus (Swainson's thrush), 17886 nucleotides. It is a transcript of the gene HMCN1, whose product is annotated as hemicentin 1. Gene Ontology annotation, cellular component: plasma membrane. The record is from RefSeq and is a predicted model, not a curated record. The transcript is spliced from 107 exons. The coding region runs from base 27 to 16898 and encodes 5623 amino acids. Gene Ontology annotation, biological process: axon guidance; cell adhesion. Lineage: Eukaryota; Metazoa; Chordata; Aves; Passeriformes; Turdidae. Gene Ontology annotation, molecular function: protein binding; calcium ion binding.